AUGCCACUGAAUUACAUUCUUGCAGUGGAAUUGUUCGAUGUAUGGGGGAUAGAUUUCAUGGAACCCUUUCCCUCAUCAUAUGGAAACAAUUAUAUUCUAGUGGUAGUAGAUUAUGUGUCUAAAUGGGUAGAAGCCAUAGCUUCUCCUGCCAGUGACGCCAGAACGUUUGAGAAAUUGUUAAAGAAAUACGGAGUCAACCACAAUGUUGCGACACCCUACCAUCCUCAGAGAAAUGGACAGGCUGAGAUUUCCAACCGGGAGAUCAAGGCAAUAUUAGAAAAGACAGUAUCUAGCUCUUGCAAGGACUGGUCGUUGAAACUGGAUGAUGUUUUAUGGGCAUACUGCACUACUUUCAAGACUUCAAUUGAUACGACCCCAUUCCGACUGGUGUAUGGGAAGCCGUGUCAUCUCCCGGUGGAGUUAGAACACAAAGCCUACUGGGCAAUAAAACAUCUUAAUAUGGACUUGAAGUUAGCGGGGGACAAAAGGAAACUCCAAUUAAAUGAACCUGAUGAGUUGAGGAUGGACACCUACGAACAUGCCAAAUCCUACAAAGAAAGAACCAAGAGAUGA
Molecule: messenger RNA, 573 nt
Organism: Zingiber officinale
Lineage: Eukaryota; Viridiplantae; Streptophyta; Magnoliopsida; Zingiberales; Zingiberaceae
Exons: 2
Coding region: 1-573 (190 amino acids)
Biological process (GO): DNA integration
Molecular function (GO): nucleic acid binding
Source: RefSeq, a predicted model, not a curated record